Molecule: messenger RNA, 3556 nt
Organism: Rana temporaria (common frog)
Lineage: Eukaryota; Metazoa; Chordata; Amphibia; Anura; Ranidae
Product: NACHT, LRR and PYD domains-containing protein 3-like
Exons: 12
Coding region: 183-3248 (1021 amino acids)
Cellular component (GO): cytoplasm
Molecular function (GO): protein binding
Source: RefSeq, a predicted model, not a curated record
CAUACACGAAAAUGAAAGUAACUUUUUCUCAGAGGUGCAGCCAUUUCGUAUGAGAAGGACUUCGAAACAAAACAUUAAUGUAGAGAUGAUUAGAAAUGUGAUGAUUGUGUGAAUGGGCUCGGUGUGCGCAACAAACCGAUCUCUGCUCUAAAUGGGCUGAUCACAAAAAUAAACAAUCAGAAAUGGAAGAAAACUCACUUGGGGACCUCGAGAGCUUCCGCCGUCUGUUGUCUUCAUAUUCCGAUUCAUCACUGAUAAGGAUAUACGAGUAUUACAGAGAGGAUCUGGUGCAAAUCCUGGAGAACUUGGACACCGGGGUCCUCCUGAGAGAGCUACAAUCUCGGAAUGUCUUACGCACAGAUAGCCUCCGGGUAAGGGAAGAACAUAUGAGCAGGACUGCCUUCUCUCACUCCUUGUUACAAGAUAUUCAGGAUCGGGGAAGAGAAGCUGUGAUUGGACUCUGGGAAUGUCUCUGUGUGCUAAAGGAAGAUCAACCUCAUUUAUUUGCAGUUCUAGAAGAAAUCAACCAGAAAGGUGAGGGUCUGGCGAAGCAGAUUGCGCUGGAUAAGGAGGGGCACCCACUGACUUCAAAUCUGAAAGAUAUUCAGGAAAAGCACAAAAAACAUCUGAUGGAGAAGACUGAGACUCUAGUGGAGCAUAGACCCCCAGGAACUACCCUGGAACCUCAAGGAUUCCUCAUCAAUGAGCGUUAUGUGAACCUGAUUGUAGUCUCCACCGAUCAGUUCAGGGAACGUCCCCAGAAUGAACUGAUACAGACUGGGGUAACACAUGAGAAAUGCUUGAAGAAAACACAGACUGGACUGGAACUCAUUGUUUCUAAUAGGCUGUUCCGAUGGAACCACCAAUCACAUUGUGUACCACAUGCAGUAAUGGUGAGCGGAGUGCCAGGAAUAGGGAAGACCACACUGAUGCAGAAGUUUGUCUAUGACUGGGUGACCGGAAAACACUACCAGAGAUUUUCCUUUCUCUUCUUCUUCAGAUUCCAGGACUUUAAUAGACGUGGAGAGGUCAGCUUGGAGGAGAUGAUUCUUCAUCAAUAUCCACAUCUGAGGAGUCAGAUUGGAAAUAUUUUACAAGAUCCAGAGAGACUUCUGUUUAUAUUUGAUGGAUUAGAUGAAAGUAUUUACCAAAUGGAUUUUAGAUCAAGUAGACUAUUUGCUUACAGGGCAAAAUUUGGUGAGAUUGUGGUCAGUUUGGUGAGGCAGAGUCUUCUUAAGGGUUGCUCUGUACUGAUAACCAGCCGCCCAACCAGACUGGCAUCAGUUGAUACUGGUGUUUUCCAGAGAAUAGCUGAGAUCAUGGGAUUUCUCCAUGGAGACAGACAGACCUUCUUUAAUAAUUUCUUUGGAAAUGAGGAAUUGUCAGGAAAGGCUUUUCAUCAUGUGCAGGAGAAUGACACACUGUACACUUUCUGUUAUAUCCCAUCAUACUGCUGGAUCAUCUGUACAGUGUUAUCAAUGUGCUUCAGAGCCCAACCAAUCACUGAUCAGCUGAUGACAUCAUUACCCAAAACAGUGACACAACUCUUUGUAACUUUUGUCGCCAACAUUCUGGCCAAUCACAGCCAGAAUAAAGAAGGUGGCCACACUGCUCGGGAACUGCUGACCUCUAUUGGGUGGAUGGCAGAACAUGGAGUCAUGAAUCACAUGAUUGUAUUUGAUGAGCGUCAUCUGGAGUCAUUCAGUGUGAGAAAUGAUAAUCAUCUCUUCUCAUCUUUCAUGAUGGCAUCUGGUCAGCCUCCUGAUGUGGAUUACACCUUCUUACAUCUCACUCUUCAGGAGUUUUUUGCUGCUUUAGUUCAUUUUAUUAACUAUAAUGCUGACAGAUUACAGGAAACACUUGAUGAGGCUAAAUCUUACAAAGACGGCCGUGCUGAAAUACUCCUCAGGUUCCUCUGCGGUCUCUCAGACUCUUCUACUAGAUCCACGUUAAAGUCUCAUGUGGGAGAAUUGUCUACUCAGGCUGCCAGACAUGUCAUCACCUGGAUCCAGGAGAAAAUGCCAGAACAAACACCUGAAAAAUCUAUAAGAGGUGACAGAGAUCUUUUUAAUGUAUCCUACUAUCUCUAUGAGAGCAGGAAUAAGGAUCUGGUGUCACAAUGUAUUGGAUCAAAUAAAGUUGACUUUUCUGAGGUCCCCCUCACCCUUCUGGAUUGCUCGGUGUUGUCUUUUAUCCUUCAAUCCUGCAGAGAGACAGAAGAAGUAAAUCUACAUUCAUGUAAUAUUCAGAAUGAAGGAUUGAGGAAAUUUCUACCGGCUCUACGCAACAUCAAGAGUUUAAGAUUGGAUAAGAAUCACCUGACAGACAGUUCCUGUCCCUAUCUGGCAUCUGGAAUAAGAAAUAACCAGACACUGAGGACACUGGACCUGUCUAAGAACAAUCUGGAGGGUCCUCAUUUCAGGAAUCUGAUGGAAGCUCUGACAACAAGCCGGAUAGAGGAAUUACUUUUGAAGAAUAAUAACCUGACAGACAGUUACUGCCCCCACCUGGCAUCUGGAAUAAGAAAUAACCAGACACUGAGGACACUGGACCUGUCUGUGAACAAUCUGGAGGGUCCUCAUUUCAGGGAUCUGAUGGAAGCUCUGACAACAAGCCGGAUAGAGGAAUUACAAUUGGUUGGUAAUCACCUGACAGACAGUUCCUGCCUCCACCUGGCAUCUGGAAUAAGAAAUAACCAGACACUGAGGAGACUGAACCUGGGUGGGAACAAUCUGGAGGGUCCUCAUUUCAGGGAUCUGAUGGAAGCUCUGACAGCAACCCAGAUAGAGGAAUUACAAUUGCGUUAUACUGACCUGACAGACAGUUCCUGCCCCCACCUGGCUUCUGGAAUAAGAAAUAACCAGACACUGAGGAGACUGAACCUGUCUGGGAACAAUCUGGAGGGUCCUGAUUUCAGGGAUCUGAUGGAAGCUCUGACAACAAGCCAGAUAGAGGAAUUACAAUUGACCUCUAAUCAGCUGACAGACAGUUCCUGCCCCCACCUGGCUUCUGGAAUAAGAAAUAAUCAGACACUGAGGAGACUGAACCUGUCUGGGAACAAUCUGGAGGGUCCUCAUUUCAGGGAUCUGAUGGAAGCUCUGACAACAAGCCGGAUAGAAGAAUUUCAGAUUGCGAACAUUGAAUUGUCAGAUGAAGCUAAAGGGGAGCUGAAAAAUCUGGAAUCCCUCAAACCAGGACUGAAGGUUUUCAUGAUGACCCCAGAGGAAGAAUCUCAGCUGCAGCUGUGAAUGGAGCCAGGACAUUGUUCUGGAUGAUAAGGAAAUUUGGGUUCCAUGCACACUAGGAGCUUCAACUACUUCCAGACCACCCACUACACAUAUACUGCGGCAGGGCGGCCCGGCUGCAUGAAACAAUGUACCUGUACUUUGUUUGCCACUUCCGUGUCAGUGGUAUGCGUGCACUGCCGGUGACCCGCUCCCACUGUGAUUGGACAAAUCCGCUGGCCACCCAUGAGGAGAGACAGAACAGCGGUCUGCCAGUGCCUAUGUAAACAAGGCAGACCAUCAUUCCGUCAGACAGGAAGAGAGAGAUCUGU